AUGAUUGGUUUCCUGGACAAGUUCACCAAGUUGCCGCAAGAGUUCGCGGCCGAUAUUAAAGAGCUCAAGGUGGGGGUUUUCUUUGACAUUUUUAAAAUUUUAUAUUUUAGGCUAUCUUUUACAGACUCGUUUUAGAAAACAGCAAAAAAUGGCUUUUGUAUUGGUUUUAAAGGUCAUUUUUACAUUAAAAUUAAACCAAUUCCUGUCUAUAACUAGACUUGAAUAGGGCCAAGUCAGCACAUGUAGAGCUGAAGGCCGGGGCCCAAACCUAGCCCCAAAGGCCCAGCUUAGGUCCCGCAACGAAAGAUUUGGCUUGCAAAAAGCUCUUUUAGCCGAAUUAAAAGAUCUAGUCCGGCCUCUUUACACGAGUAGAUAUUACAAAACUUUUGUAAAACCCAAGCUUUUCAGACUCGACGUGAGAACAUGUCGGAAAUGGUCAAGCAAAUGAAACAAAUGGUGAUUCGAGCCAACCCACCCAAAAGCCACCUUUCCACGAAUAUUUUAAAGAAGAAACCUGAUCAGUAUCAAUCCCUCAUGACUACUUGUGAAAAUGUAAGUUACUUAAGCCAUUUUAUCCAUUUUCAAAAUCUACUAUAAUGUCAAAGAAAGUACUGUCGUCAAUUUACGUUGAUAUUCAAGUUCAAAAACGACAAAACUUUUAAUUUAUGAUUUUGGCAAAGAUAUACCACCUGAGACUACACCUAUAUCAGCGUUAUAAUCACCGAGUCGUAUUCCUAUAGCAAUAUUUUAUAAACUAAAGCUAUACCUAUAUCAAUCCCCAACUUUCAGCACAAAGCCUUCUACCCAGAACAAGGCUAUUUCUUUGUUUUGGUGAAGAUCGAACAGGUUUGUCAUUGGCUGAGUGAGAAUCAACAGAAAAAGGUCCAACUACAACAUGAUCAAUCCUAUCAGCCGGUUCAUUUGUGGGUCGAUGAGGAGUUUCCGCACCUGGUCAAACAAAUGCGACGUCUUCAGAAGGCGAGCAAAGCCGUGGAGAGUGCGACUUCGGCCGCAGCCAAGAACCCAUCACCAGAAAAGGCAAUGAAGAGGGAUCAGACCGUGGAGGCCAGAGCGUUGCAGUGGAAGAUUUGCGAGGCGUUGAUGAAACAAAACAAAGCUUCGCCCUCGCAUCAUACUCAGUGCUUCAAGGCUUUUGUUCAGCAUGAGGUAGGGGUGGAUUUUUGCGAGAUUUUAGAGGGGGUUUUUGUCAGUUUUUAAAGGUUUUUUGUCGCAGAAUUACAAUAAGCCAUACUGUCCGUAUUUUACAACGCUCAAUACUGUAACCUACAAAGCUACCCCUAAUAAGCCAGUAUAAAUAAACCUUUUGCCAUUUCCAGUACACCUUUGCCAAGAACGCGGUAGUCCAACUGACCAACGCUCAAGCCGCCAUGAAGAUCCUGUGUACCAAGAUCGAGGAGGAACGCAAAGACAUGGUCGAGGAGAUGAACAAGAAAAUAGAAAAGGAAAAAGAAGAAAAUAAGGACAAAGAGAAUACGAACACACCCACGGACAAGGAUUCACGAUCGCCCGCUAAAUCACCUGCUCCGUCUCCUGGCAACUAG
Molecule: messenger RNA, 1562 nt
Organism: Bursaphelenchus okinawaensis
Lineage: Eukaryota; Metazoa; Nematoda; Chromadorea; Rhabditida; Aphelenchoididae
Source: the annotation of a GenBank genome assembly